AUGGUUAAGAAGAAGUCGAGCAGCAAUGCUGGGUCGAACAAAGGUGGCAAAGAUGGAAAGCCAGAGAACAAAAGUGGCGAAAAUGGAAAGCCAGGGAACAAAAGUGGAAGAAUUGGUAAGGCAGAAGCUGAGCACGAGCGUAUCUCUCAACUUGUCCUGGUGACCCGAAGGCGGCGUGAUACAUGGGAUGUACUGAGAAAGCGAUUGGAGUCACACCAAGCUACGCAAAAGAAAGAAACCAACAUCGAGCAAGACCACUAUAACUACUACACUUUGGAGGCGGAUCAUGCCGCAAAGGUUCAAGCGUAUAAGGAUGCGCUUAGUCAGGACAAGAGUGGGAAGAAAGGACCAACGAAAUCAGCCAAGAAAGCAAGGGAUUUAGCACAGAAGGCUUACAAGAAGGCUGGAAGAAACAACAGAUUUGAUAAGGUGAAACGUCGUGCAGAGCAUGACUCGAUGAUGACAGCUCAAGCAGAGCUCGAAGAUUGGCUCUACUAUCAGGAUAUCUCCAAGCGGCGGAGAAGGCUGCGGCUACUAGAUCCUAAGCAAAGGAAGGCGGUUGAAAAGGAGCAAUUUGACAGGCGUAUUGGAUACAAGCGUGAAACAUCAGGCAACGACAACGGCCACUUUGACUGGGUGCAUUCCUUGCUUGAGAUGUACGACUUGAGAGACAUAGGUGGCAAAGACUACAAGCAAGGUCGACACGACCAUCUUGGAAAUCACGUUGAGGGGAGGCAAGAAGAAGCCACCUUGCCUGUCGUGGGACCGGGUGAGCUUCACCUGUGGACACCGAAUUACAGGCGUCAGCUUGCUGGCCUGCGUCCUUCGAGACUAAGCGACGACGACGGUAGCGACGACGAUGACGAAGAUGUCCGGCAGGAUCUCGAACCGCAUCACUUCAAGCUGGACAAUGCCGCGAUCGAGGAAAAACGAGCAGCGAUCGAGAAGCAGUCCGAUACCGAAACGCAGGGGUUGGAGUUCAAUACGCAUGAAGCAAGGCGUCGCCAUGAGGUCGCAAGAUACAAAGACGACAGGCCUGACACAUCAGGUGACCGAGUGAUCAAUACCUCAAACGGAGUUGUAGUCGAAAACAGGUGGGGACAGAUACGAACAGAGCAGGGUCUGUUCGUCUCUGCCAAAGAGAGCUCCUGGGAUUGGCGUACCUCAUACGACUGCCUCGGGCCAGUAAUGUCGGGCUGGUUCCCUGAAACUAGCGCAAUCAGGGACGAGGUCCUAGAAGAAUUGAUUAACCCGGAUGACAAUCUCGAGUAUACGGAUGGUGAUAAUGGUGGUGGAAUUAGCGCACCACAGGUCCCUGCAAAACGGGCCGAAGAGAUACUCGUGAAGGCACGUAAUGAGAGAGCAAAGAAGCGUGGGGACGUCCGAGAGCCAGUUGCGGAAUCGAUCACUGCCGAAGAGCCCGCGAAUGACAAAGCCGGCUCUACGGAUCCGGGAGACGAGAGUCGAAAUAUCCAGGCGAAGAUUGAUAACCGUUACCCUCCCGAAGAGUUCUGUAUAGGGAAGAAACCUUACAGGCCUGUCUUACGUAAGUGGUAUACUACGGAGUGGGUGGAAGAAACAACGGGUCGUCGCGAACGGCACACAUACCACUUGCGACCACACUCGUCACCUGUCCAUUCACCACCACGAUCCCCAGUAGAUGAAGAGAUUCCAUCUGCAUCCAUACCUAAGGGCUUUCCUGAGACAGAGAAUCGACCUAUUGCUUUAGAGCCAAGAUCUCGUAGGGAGUGUCCCUCCAACCCUGGGAGAUGCCGAGCAUUCUGGACUCAUUCUUCGAAUGAGUGUUGGAUCCCAUAUCCUGAGCAACCGAAACGCCCAAAAGACCCUAUCGAGUGGCCAAUACAGGAGAUAGACGCUCCCAAAGGUAUAGAUGAAGGCGGUCCGGAUGGCUAUGUGCCGACGAUUGGGAUGUCUGUGUACAGCUCCAGGCUAUAUGACCACUAUGGACUAUUAUAUCCGAACACAUCGCUAAGCAAAUUCUGGCAGCGGCUGCAAUGGCCCAGAAUCGGUGUUCGAGUGCCCUAUGAGCCGAUGACGAUCGAGGAUCUUCGUUUACGAAAGGACGAUCAAGACGAAACGAAUAUCGACGCGACAGCCAGCCUUACGAGAGAAGCUCAGCCAGGAAAGGGUGCGAGAGACGAACACAUGGGUACCGGAGGUUACAACGAGCUCAGCAACGCGCCAUCUUCAUUCGUGGUCGUAGGAAACAAACGAAGAGAGCUGGGGACGGUCCUAGCGAAGGAUGCUAAUCGAAGAGCUCUCUACGAAGUCCGAUCCAUGGCGGUACCGAUCAUCAACACACCACAAGAACUGUGGGCUUCACUAAGCGAUUCGAGCGGAGACGAUUCUGGCGAGGAUGGUGGCGAAUCCGACAAUGAGGGAGAUCUCUUCUUCAGAUCAUACGAGGACGAGUGCUUCCCAAACGGUCGCGACGCACCUAGCGUAUCGCCGGUAACGGGCGAAGAGAGUGAAGACCUAUAAACAGCUGUAGAAGAUUUAGUCCCAGCAAACGUUGCUCCAGCGGUUGAGGUAUCUGGAGAGCACAACAAAGCAGGUGAUGAACAAGAUUUGUAACCCCAGAUCCAGGCACCUUUUCA
Alternaria alternata is the source of this 2618-nucleotide messenger RNA. RefSeq lists its product as hypothetical. The transcript has a single exon. NCBI's taxonomy places the organism in Eukaryota, Fungi, Ascomycota, Dothideomycetes, Pleosporales, Pleosporaceae. The record is from RefSeq and is a predicted model, not a curated record. The coding region runs from base 1 to 2502 and encodes 833 amino acids.